Molecule: messenger RNA, 1199 nt
Organism: Thrips palmi
Lineage: Eukaryota; Metazoa; Arthropoda; Insecta; Thysanoptera; Thripidae
Product: elongation of very long chain fatty acids protein 4-like
Exons: 9
Coding region: 210-1022 (270 amino acids)
Biological process (GO): fatty acid elongation, polyunsaturated fatty acid; fatty acid elongation, saturated fatty acid; fatty acid elongation, monounsaturated fatty acid
Cellular component (GO): endoplasmic reticulum membrane
Molecular function (GO): fatty acid elongase activity
Source: RefSeq, a predicted model, not a curated record
CUUGGUACGCCGGGCAGUCCUCCACACGACUGACUCCGGCACUGUUAGUGCAGUGCUCCGCGAGCGGCGCACCGGGGACCCUCGACCUCGCAGCUGCUAGCAGUGCAUCGGCAGAAGCAGAUCAAAAUGACACGUCUAACCUAUGCUCUGACGGACAAUCCCACAUACUUGGAGCGGCUCCUACAAUAUUCAGCAGUGUGCUCUGUCCCAUGAGAGAAGAAGCGUCCUCACCUGAGCACCCUCGAGUGCAGGACUGGCCUUUCAUGGGCACCCCAGCAUGGCCACUCAUGACCACCGCCACCUACCUCUACGUCGUGCUGUGGUGGGGGCCGCGAUUCAUGAAGUCGCGUCCAGCCUACUCCUUCAAGACCUUCAUUUACCUCUACAACUUUUCCCAGGUCGUCAUCAACGCCAUCAUGUUCCAUGUGGUUCUAACCAGUGGCUGGACAACCACCUACACACUUGGAUGCCAGCUACCAGAUUGGUCGGACAGUCGGGAGGCCAUGAGGAUGGCGUCAGCGAUGUGGUGGUGGUUUCUGAUCAAGAAGGUCGAACUGAUUGAAACGGUUUUGUACGUCCUGAGGAAGAAGGACCGACAGGUGUCCUUCUUACACAUCUAUCAUCACGUUUCUACAUUCCUGAUCACAUGGACAGCCGCACGGUUCUGCCCGGGCGGCUCGGUCACUUUUUCUGUGCUGCCGAACUCCCUCGUGCACGUCAUCAUGUACUCCUAUUUCCUUCUAUCCGCCAUCGAUAAUGUGGCGUUAAAGAAGGUUCUAUCCAGAGUCAAGAAGUACCUGACCACAUUACAACUAGUCCAGCUGACCAUCAUCAUGUUGCAUGCGGCGCAGGGAUUUAGCGGGACGUGCCAUGCCGCGCCGAAGCCGCUGAUGUACUCCUUUGUUCCGAACAUGUUGCUCCUCAUCUACCUCUUCUUCAACUUCUACCGCGCCAACUACAAGCCAAAGAGUGUCUCUUCUUCUUCAUACUCGUCAGAACAUCACGGAAAAAAGAUCAAAUAGUUCCUACGGUCCCCUGGGCUGCUUCACGCUGCAGUGAGUCCGGCCGGAAAACUUGACUAGCACUUUGGUUACCGAGAGUCAACUUGAAUCAAGCAUCAGGCAUGUCGAAGAUAUGAAGGCAGUCUUAAACAUUGAUUCUGGAAAACAAAAAAUAAAAACAAAAGUUGAAUCUUCUUA